AUGUUUUCGGGUGUGACGGGGUUGAUCCAUAGGGGUCACAAGAUAAAAGGAACAGUGGUGUUGAUGAGAAAGAAUGUGUUGGAUGUCAAUAGCAUAACGAGUGUUGGGGGAGUUAUUGGGCAAGGUCUUGACAUUGUUGGUUCUGCACUCGAUACUCUCACUGCCUUCUUGGGUCGAUCCGUUUCUCUUCAGUUGAUUAGUGCAACCAAAGCUGGUGCCAAUGGAAAAGGAAAACUUGGAAAGCCUACUUUUUUGGAAGGGAUCAUAUCUUCAUUACCAACUUUGGGAGCAGGCCAAUCGGCAUUCAGAAUUCAUUUUGAAUGGGAUGAUGACAUUGGAAUUCCUGGAGCAUUUUAUAUCAAAAACUUUAUGCAAACUGAGUUCUUCCUUGUGAGUUUGACUCUUGAAGACAUUCCAAAUCAUGGAAGCAUCUACUUUGCUUGCAAUUCAUGGAUUUAUAAUGCCAAACACUAUAAAAGUGAUCGCAUUUUCUUUGCUAACCAGACAUAUCUUCCAAGUGAAACACCAGCUCCAUUAGCUAAGUAUAGAGAAGAAGAGUUGCAGAAUUUAAGAGGAGAUGGAACAGGAGAACGCAAAGAAUGGGAUAGGAUUUAUGAUUAUGAUGUCUACAAUGAUUUGGGAGAUCCAGACAAAGGUGAAAAUCAUGCACGUCCUGUUCUUGGAGGGUCUAGCACCUAUCCUUAUCCUCGCAGGGGAAGAACUGGUAGAAGACCAACAAGAAAAGAUCCUAAUAGCGAGAGUAGGAGCAAUGAUGUUUAUCUCCCAAGAGAUGAAGCUUUUGGUCACUUGAAGUCAUCUGACUUCCUUACUUAUGGAUUGAAAUCUUUAUCUCAAAAUGUUAUCCCAGCUUUGCAAUCUGUAUUUUUUGACUUGAAUUUCACACCCAAUGAGUUUGAUAGCUUUGAUGAAGUUCAUGGACUCUAUGAGGGUGGAAUUAAGUUGCCGACAAAUAUACUUAGCCAGAUUAGUCCAUUACCUGUGCUCAAGGAAAUCCUUAGAACUGAUGGAGAACAAGCCCUCAAGUUUCCUCCUCCCAAAGUAAUUGAAGUGAGUAGGUCUGCAUGGAUGACUGAUGAAGAAUUUGCAAGAGAAAUGCUUGCUGGUGUAAAUCCAAACAUGAUUCGUUGCCUUCAGGAGUUUCCACCACGAAGCAAGCUGGAUAGUCAAGUCUACGGUGAUCACACUAGUCAGAUAACCAUAGAACACCUCGAGCCUAACUUAGAAGGGCUCACUGUUGAUGAGGCAAUCCGAAACAAGAGACUUUUCCUACUAGAUCAUCAUGACUCAAUCAUGCCAUAUUUAAGGCGAAUAAACUCAACCUCCACAAAAGCUUAUGCAACUAGAACCAUUCUCUUCUUGAACGGUGAUCGAAAUUUAAGGCCACUUGCCAUAGAGUUGAGUUUGCCACAUCCUCAAGGAGAUCAAUCUGGUGCUGUUAGUCAAGUUUAUCUACCUGCAGAUCAAGGAGUUGAAAGUACUAUUUGGCUACUAGCUAAGGCUUAUGUAGUCGUGAAUGAUUCGUGCUAUCAUCAACUUGUCAGCCAUUGGUUAAAUACUCAUGCAGUUGUUGAACCAUUCAUCAUAGCAACAAACAGGCAUCUCAGUGUUGUUCACCCAAUUUAUAAACUCCUAUACCCUCACUAUCGUGACACCAUGAAUAUAAAUGCCCUUGCUCGACAAUCCCUGGUCAAUGAUGGUGGUAUCAUAGAACAAACAUUUUUGUGGGGAAGGUACUCUAUGGAAAUGUCUGCUGUAAUUUACAAGAAUUGGGUUUUCCCUGAUCAAGCAUUACCUGCUGAUCUUUUGAAAAGAGGAAUGGCAGUUGAGGAUCCAUCUUCCCCUCAUGGCAUUCGCCUUGUGAUAGAGGACUACCCUUAUGCUGUUGAUGGACUUGAGAUAUGGGAUGCUAUCAAGACAUGGGUCAAAGAUUAUGUUGGCUUGUACUACACAUCAGAUGACAUACUUAGACAAGAUUCUGAGCUCCAAGCAUGGUGGAAAGAACUAGUAGAGGUGGGUCAUGGUGACAAGAAAAAUGAGCAUUGGUGGCCUAAGAUGCAAACUCGUGAAGAUCUAGUUGGAUCUUGCACCAUCCUCAUAUGGACUGCUUCAGCACUUCACGCAGCCGUUAAUUUUGGACAAUAUCCUUAUGGAGGUUUAAUCUUGAACCGUCCAACUCUUAGUAGACGAUUCAUGCCUGAGAAAGGUUCUGCUGAGUAUGAAGAGCUAAUCAAGAGCCCACAAAAGGCUUACUUGAAGACAAUUACACCAAAGCUUCAGACCCUUAUUGAUCUUUCUGUUAUAGAAAUCUUGUCAAGGCAUGCUUCUGAUGAGCUGUACCUUGGUGAAAGGGACAAUCCAAAUUGGACAUCUGAUACAAAGGCAUUAGAGGCAUUCAAGAAGUUUGGAAACAAGCUGGCAGAAAUUGAGCAAAAACUCUCACACAGAAACAAUGAUGAGAAGCUGAGAAAUCGUCAUGGACCAGUUCAGAUGGCUUAUACUUUGCUUUUUCCUUCUAGUGAGGGAGGAUUAACUUUUAGAGGAAUCCCCAAUAGUAUCUCUAUAUGA
Abrus precatorius (Indian licorice) is the source of this 2586-nucleotide messenger RNA. RefSeq names its product seed linoleate 9S-lipoxygenase-3. NCBI's taxonomy places the organism in Eukaryota, Viridiplantae, Streptophyta, Magnoliopsida, Fabales, Fabaceae. The transcript has 9 exons. Gene Ontology annotation, biological process: lipid oxidation. Gene Ontology annotation, molecular function: protein binding; metal ion binding; oxidoreductase activity, acting on single donors with incorporation of molecular oxygen, incorporation of two atoms of oxygen. Bases 1 to 2586 code for a protein of 861 amino acids. The record is from RefSeq and is a predicted model, not a curated record.